AUGAACUGGCUGUAUGAGUCCAUGGAGCCGAGGGUGAUGGAUGAUGAACUGCUCAAGCUGGCUGUGGCCGAACAGGGUCCUCAAGAGGAGGCUGGGCAGCUGGCAAAGCAGGAGGGCAUUCUGUUCAAGGAUGUCCUGUCCCUGCAGCUGAACUUCCAGAACAUCCUCCGGAUAGACAGCCUUUGGCAGUUUGAGAACUUGAAGAAGCUGCAGCUGGACAAUAACAUCAUUGAACGGAUUGAAGGCCUGGAGAAUCUCACACAGCUGGUCUGGCUAGAUCUUUCCUUCAACAAUAUUGAGACCAUCGAGGGACUGGACACAUUGGUGAACCUGGAGGACCUGAGCUUGUUCAACAACCGCAUUUCCAAAAUUGACUCCCUAGAUGCACUGGUCAAGCUGCAAGUGUUGUCUCUUGGCAAUAAUGAGAUAUUCAACAUGAUGAAUGUUGUCUAUUUGCGACGCUUCAAGGAUCUUCGAACACUCAGUCUUUCUGGGAACCCCAUCUCUGAGGCAGAGGAUUACAAGACAUUCAUCUGUGCCUACCUUCCUGAUCUGGUGUACCUGGACUUUCAUCGUAUUGAUGAUGUCACGAGAGAGGAGGCAGAGACGAAGCACCAGUACACCAUUGAUGAAUUAAAGCACCGAGAAAGCCUGGCACAGGCCCAGUACGAGGAGGCGCAGGUCCAGAGGGAGCAAUUGGAGGCACACAAGGCUGGGUUCAUUGAGCACCUUGAUGGCUCCUUCCUCUUUGACAGCAUGUAUGCUGAGGACAUAGAAGGCAACAAGCUAUCCUAUCUACCAGGCAUCGGGGAGCUUCUCGAGGCCUAUAAGGACAAAUUUGUCAUCACCUGCCUCAAUAUUUUUGAGUAUGGCCUGAAACAGCAAGAAAAGCGGAAAGCAGAGAUCGACACCUUCACUGAGUGCAUCCAAGAAGCCAUCCAGGAGAACCAGGAGCAAGGCAAACAAAAGAUUGCUGAAUUUGAAGAGAAGCACCUAUUGAAUUUAAGCACUAUUCGAGAUGAGUCCGAGAUGCCUAUUAUUGAGAUGAAAAUAAUGGAGUGCGGUGAAGACAUCACUCAGCUGUUCAAUAUGCUCAUGACCCUGGAGAUGCAGCUGGUGGAACAGUUGGAGGAGACGAUAAAUAUUUUUGAAAGGAACAUCAAUGACUUGGUAGGACUCUUUAUUGAAAAUGUCCAGAGUCUCAUGGCUCAGUGUCGGGACCUAGAGAACCACCACCAUGAGAAGCUCCUGGAGAUCUCCAUCAACACUCUUGAGAAGGUAGUCAAGGGUGAGCUCGAUGAAGACCUGCCUGAUGAUGUCCGCGCGCUUUUUGUUGACAAAGACACAAUUGUCAGUGCUGUUGGGGCAUCACAUGACGUCCACCUCCUGAAGAUUGACAACCGGGAGGAUGAGCUCAUCACAAGAAUCAACUCCUGGUGCACUCACUUAGUAGAUAAGAUUCACACAGAUGAAAUCAUAAGGAACCGCAAACGGGUGAAGGAGAUCAAUCAGUAUAUUGACCACAUGCAAAAUGAGCUGGACAGCCUGGAAUUUGGAGAUAUACUCGAUUAG
Messenger RNA from Elephantulus edwardii (Cape elephant shrew), 1572 nucleotides. RefSeq names its product leucine-rich repeat-containing protein 48-like. Lineage: Eukaryota; Metazoa; Chordata; Mammalia; Macroscelidea; Macroscelididae. Gene Ontology annotation, molecular function: protein binding. Bases 1 to 1572 code for a protein of 523 amino acids. The transcript is spliced from 12 exons. The record is from RefSeq and is a predicted model, not a curated record.